Molecule: messenger RNA, 2769 nt
Organism: Nicotiana attenuata
Lineage: Eukaryota; Viridiplantae; Streptophyta; Magnoliopsida; Solanales; Solanaceae
Product: carbon catabolite repressor protein 4 homolog 1-like
Exons: 12
Coding region: 467-2281 (604 amino acids)
Biological process (GO): nuclear-transcribed mRNA poly(A) tail shortening
Cellular component (GO): CCR4-NOT complex; nucleus; cytoplasm
Molecular function (GO): poly(A)-specific ribonuclease activity
Source: RefSeq, a predicted model, not a curated record
GAAUUUAGAAAGCUUAGACACGAUUGUCUUCCCCAUUUCCCCCCUUCUCUCUCUGCUUUCAUCUGUUUGUAAAACCCUAAAAUCACAUCCAAUCAACCGAUUCCCCCUUCCCACCCCCUCUCUAAACUCUUAUUUUCCCUUUCACUGUUUAAUUUAUCAAUUUCUUUGUAACCCUACAAAGUUUCCCCUCAUUUUCAUUUUCAUUGAAGAUCUCUUCGAUUUUUUGUUUAAUUUUUCUAGGUUUUUUUGUUGUAAAUUCUUUUGGUUAUUUAUUCUUUUAGUUGGGGAUAUUGAGGGGAAGGAAGGCUGGCGAUUGGUGCAGAAGUCAGGUGAUGGCGGAUCGGCCGCAUGUCCGCCCACUACUAUUAAAAGUAGUAGUAGAAGAAGUUGCAGCAGUAGUUUUGAGAGAAAGAGAAGAAGAGAGGUUUAAUAAUUUAAUUACCAUUUGUGAAGAAGGUGGAGAAGAAUGCUGACUGUGGUGCGGGUGCAUCUCCCAUCGGACAUUCCAAUAGUAGGCUGUGAACUUACGCCUUAUGUUUUGUUGCGCCUUCCCACCGAUGCCACCUCACUUCUUUCUGAUGAUAUCCCUGAAUCUGCUCCUCUUCACGGCUGUUUUUUGAGAUAUAAGUGGUACCGCAUACAAAGUGAUAAAAAAGUUGCCAUCUGCAGCGUCCACCCAUCUGAGCAAGCUACAUUGCAAUGCCUAGGAUGUGUGAAGGCCAAAAUCCCCGUUGCCAAGAGUUAUCAUUGCUCGCCGAAAUGUUUCUCAGAUGCAUGGCAGCAUCAUCGUGUUCUGCAUGAACGUGCUGCUAGUGCUGUGAAUGAAAACGGAAAUGAGGAGGAAGAAUUAUUUGGGCGAUUCAAUAGUACAGGAUCUGGUGUUAAUAUGAGCUUGACUUCUUCGCAAUCAAGCGGUAGCUUGACAAAUGGAACGGCACCAUUAUAUCCUGCAGCUGUAGCUCAAAGAAAUGGUGGUGAAACUUGGUUUGAAGUUGGACGCUCUAAAACUUACACACCAUCUGCAGAUGAUAUUGGUCACGCCCUUAAAUUUGAAUGUGCCGUCAUCGAUGCAGAAACCAAACUACCUGUUGGACAUGCUAGUACCGUGUUAACGUCUCGAGUGAUUCCAGCUCCAUCUCCUACUCCACGUCGCUUGAUUUCAGUUAAUGGGGUUGAUAUACCAGUGCAUCUGGACUUAGAUAGUCGUUUAUCAUCUUCAGGAACUUUUACUGUGCUUUCAUACAACAUUCUGUCUGAUGCAUAUGCAACAAAUGAAUUGUACAGUUAUUGUCCCUCUUGGGCUCUUACUUGGACUUAUCGGAGACAAAAUCUAUUGCGUGAAAUAGUUGGCUAUCGUGCUGACAUUGUUUGCCUUCAAGAGGUUCAGAGUGAUCACUUUGAGGAAUUCUUCGCUCCUGAGCUGGACAAACAUGGUUAUCAAGCUCUGUUCAAAAGGAAAACAGCUGAGGUGUUUGGUGGAAAUAUCAAUACCAUUGAUGGUUGUGCCACAUUUUUCCGCCGAGAUAGAUUUGCACAUGUUAAAAAAUAUGAGGUUGAGUUCAAUAAAGCUGCUCAAUCUUUGACUGAAGCCUUAGUUCCCAGUGCCCAAAAGAAGACCGCACUAAGUCGUUUGGUUAAGGAUAACGUUGCACUUAUUGUGGUUCUGGAAGCAAAGUUCAAUAACCAGGGGAUUGACAACCCUGGGAAGCGCCAACUUGUUUGUGUGGCUAACACACAUGUAAAUGUUCAUCAAGAGUUAAAGGAUGUUAAACUUUGGCAGGUUCACACACUUUUAAAAGGACUAGAGAAAAUUGCUGCUAGUGCUGACAUUCCAAUGCUAGUCUGUGGUGAUUUUAAUUCAGUUCCUGGAAGCGCUCCUCAUGCACUUCUGGCAAUGGGGAAAGUUGAUCCAAUGCAUCCAGAUUUAGCAAUGGACCCACUUGGUAUUUUGCGCCCAGCCACAAAGUUGAUGCAUCAACUGCCAUUGGUCAGUGCUUACUCAUCCUUCGCUCGAAUGCCUGUGGUUCUUGGACUAGAGCAGCAACGGAGGAGGAUGGAUCCUAGUACCAAUGAACCCUUGUUUACAAACUGCACUAGAGAUUUUAUUGGGACUCAUGAUUAUAUAUUCUAUUCUGCGGACUCUUUAACUGUUGAAUCGUUGUUGGAGCUCUUGGACGAGGAAAGCUUGAGAAAAGAUACAGCACUUCCUUCUCCAGAAUGGUCCUCCGAUCAUAUAGCACUCUUAGCUGAGUUUCGCUGCAAGCCUAGAACUAGACGCUGACAAUUGGUCUUGCUGGAGGAUGAAUUGAAAAAUAGAAGAACAAACAGUCAAAAAGGAGAAAUAUAUGUCAUUGUAAGAAUGGUAACUAAUGACGUUGGUAUCCCGUGGUGGGGUAGUUGCUCAGCUUCUUUGUAUCAUGCCACCUUAUCAUCACAUAGAAAAUUAUGAUAGUUUUUAAUCAAUUUCUUUCUUUAAAUUUUCAUUGUCAUCCGGUCCGUGUCACUACAUGUUCUUUAGACUACAGGCACAAUGGGAAAAGAGUUGCAGAGUCCCGAGUAGAGAAGCUUAGGGGUAGAGGAGGAAAUGUAGUUCAGUUUUGUGGAUUUAAUUUACCUAGCCCUAUUUCCUAUAUUAUUCAACUACAAAAUGAUUGGCUUUUGCUCGUGUAACCUUGAAGGUCGGAAAUUCUGGUCUCAGGGACCCUUCGAUUUGUAUAACUGGCUGAAAAUCCCGAGUCAUGUAAAAAUAUAGGGAAAUUAUCAGCUGUC